Hippopotamus amphibius kiboko is the source of this 1021-nucleotide messenger RNA. RefSeq names its product antigen WC1.1-like. Lineage: Eukaryota; Metazoa; Chordata; Mammalia; Artiodactyla; Hippopotamidae. The annotation marks the transcript as partial. Gene Ontology annotation, cellular component: membrane. The transcript has 4 exons. The record is from RefSeq and is a predicted model, not a curated record.
AUGGCUCUAAACAGACACCUCUCCCUUCAGGGACUCUGUUUCCUCCUCCUCAGCACUGUGUUGAGGGGUCAAGCUCUGGAGCUGAGGCUGAAGGAUGGAGGCCACCGCUGUGAGGGGAGAGUGGAAGUGAAGCACCAGGGAAAAUGGGGCACAGUGAAUGAUUAUCAAUGGAGCUUGAUGUCCGCAGCUGUGGUGUGCAAGCUACUGGAGUGUGGAGCUGCUGUUGAUGCUCCUGGAGGGGCUUAUUUUGGGCCAGCAGUUGGCCCCAUUUGGUUUUCCUCUGUUUCCUGCAAAGGGACAGAGUCAUCCCUCUUUGACUGUACACAUUCUGGUAUCAAAUCGUAUCAUAAUGAUGGCUUUUCCCACAACUGGGAUGCUGGAGCAGUCUGCUCAGGAUUUGUGCGUCUGGCUGAAGGAAAUGGACACUGCUCAGGGCGAGUAGAAGUGCAUUCUGGAGGAGGCUGGACCCCAGUGUCUGAUGGGAAUUUUACACUCCCCACUGCCCAGGUCAUCUGUGCAGAGCUGGGAUGCGGCAAGGCAGUGUCUGUCCUGGGACACAGGCCCUUCGGAGCAUCAGAGGGCAGGGUCUGGGCUGAAGAGUUCAGGUGUGAAGGGGAGGAGCCUGAGCUCUUGUCCUGCCCCAGAGUGCCCUGUCCAGGAGGCACUUGUCAUCACAGUGGAGCUGUUCACCUUGUCUGUUCAGCAUACACGGAAGUUCGGCUCAUAAAAAAUGGCACCAAUCAGUGUGAGGGGCAAGUGGAGAUGAAUAUUUCUGGACGAUGGAGAGCACUCUGUGCCUCCCAGUGGAGUCUGGCCAAUGCCAAUGUUGUCUGUCGUCAGCUCGGCUGUGGAGUUGCCAUCUCUACCCCCAGAGGACCAUAUUCUGUGGAAGGAAGUGAUCAGAUAUGGAAAGCCCAAUUUCAUUGUUCUGGGGCUGAGUCCUUCUUGUGGAGUUGCCCUGUGACUGCCCUGGGUGCUCCUGACUGUACCCAUGGAAACACAGCCUCUGUGAUCUGCUCAG